AUAGCCGUCGGCUUUACAAGAACGCCCAUCUCCAGAAGCUUCCUUAAACCCCUAUUUCCCCUGAAACCCUAUCAAAACCCUCGCGCAGUCUCGGAGAACCUUUCCAUUUCGUUUCUGUUAGAUUCGAUUCCACAAAUAUGCACAGGCUAUCUAGGCGUUCUGUGAACUCUCUCCUCCGUUACGGUGGCCAUCUCCGCCGUGAUGCAGUGGCUGGGGCAUCCAUUGGUUCUUUUAAUAUCAACGAAUCGAGUGGAGAGAGGAAUGCCAAUGACAGAUGGUACUCUGUUUCAUCAACUGCAACAAGCAGUGGGCCUGCUUCCACAAAGCCUUUGAAACUAGGAAACAUGCUUUCAACUGGGAUACGUUAUGAGUCAACAGUAUCUGACUUUCAAACACCAGAUCCACCUGUGGAAAAGUAUGAAUAUCAAGCAGAGGUAAGUCGUCUUAUGGACCUUAUAGUUAACAGUCUAUACAGCAACAAAGAGGUCUUCCUUCGUGAACUUAUCAGCAAUGCAAGUGAUGCAUUGGACAAGCUUCGAUUCCUUAGUGUUACUGAUCAACAGCUUUUGGAGGGUGCUUCAGAACUUGACAUACGUAUUAAAACCGAUCAAGAAAAUGGAAUAAUCACCAUACAGGACUCUGGUAUUGGUAUGACUCACCAAGAACUAGUUGACUCUCUUGGAACAAUUGCCCACAGUGGAACUGCAAAGUUUCUCAAAGCCUUAAAGGAUAGCAAAGAAGCUGGCUCAGAUAGCAAUUUGAUUGGUCAAUUUGGUGUGGGAUUUUAUUCUGCUUUCUUAGUUGCUGAUAAAGUGGUUGUGUCAACAAAAAGUCCAAAGUCUGAUAAGCAAUAUGUUUGGGAAGGAGAAGCAAAUUCUGACUCUUAUAUUAUCAGAGAAGAGACUGAUCCUGAAAAGUUCAUUUCUAGAGGAUCUUGCAUCACAUUACAUCUCAAGCGUGAUGAUAAAGGGUUUGCUCAUCCAGAAAAAAUCGAGAGGCUUAUUAAAAAUUAUUCACAAUUUGUGUCAUUUCCAAUUUACACAUGGCAAGAAAAGGGAUACACAAAAGAGAUUGAAGUUGAUGAAGAUCCUUCUGAAUCCAAAAAAGAUGAGACUGAUGACAAUGUUGCUAAAAAGAAGAAAACCAAGAAAGUUGUUGAGAAAUACUGGGAGUGGGAUCUCACUAAUGAGACACAACCCAUAUGGCUUAGGAACCCUAAGGAAGUUACAACAGAGGAAUAUAAUGAAUUCUACAAGAAGACAUUUAAUGAAUAUGUAGAGCCUUUAGCUUCUUCACACUUCACAACAGAGGGAGAGGUGGAGUUCAGAUCCAUUUUGUAUGUGCCAGCUGUCACUCCCAUGGGGAAAGAAGACAUUGCCAAUCCAAAAACCAAGAACAUAAGACUCUAUGUCAAACGUGUCUUCAUUUCAGAUGACUUUGAUGGAGAAUUGUUUCCACGAUACCUAAGCUUUGUGAAAGGUGUUGUUGACUCCAAUGAUCUUCCCUUGAAUGUAUCACGUGAAAUCCUCCAAGAAAGCCGAGUUGUACGUAUAAUGAGGAAACGAUUGGUUCGAAAGGCAUUUGACAUGAUUCUUGGCAUAUCCAUGAGUGAAAACCGAGAGGAUUAUGAAAAAUUCUGGGAGAAUUUCGGGAAGCAUUUGAAAUUAGGAUGCAUUGAAGAUCGUGAAAACCACAAAAGACUUGCUCCAUUGCUUCGAUUUUUCUCUUCACAAAGUGAAGAAGAAAUGAUAAGUUUAGAUGAAUAUGUUGAAAACAUGAAACCUGAACAAAAAGAUAUUUACUACAUUGCUGCUGAUAGUGUCACAAGUGCAAAAAACACACCUUUCCUUGAAAGACUCUAUGAGAAAGAUCUCGAAGUGUUGUUUUUAGUUGACCCUAUCGAUGAAGUUGCUGUUACAAAUCUUAAAUCAUAUAAAGAAAAGAACUUUGUUGACAUCAGCAAGGAAGACUUGGAUAUUGGUGACAAAAAUGAGGAAAAGGAAAAAGAAAUGAAACAAGAAUUUGGACAUGUUUGUGAUUGGAUGAAAAAACGUUUGGGUGACAAGGUUGCAAGUGUACAAAUAUCAAAUCGGUUAAAAGCUUCCCCUUGUGUACUUGUUUCCGGAAAGUUCGGUUGGUCUGCCAACAUGGAAAGGUUGAUGAAGGCACAGACGGUUGGAGACUCGUCUAGUUUGGACUUCAUGAGAAGUAGGAGGGUGUUUGAGAUUAAUCCGGAACAUCCAAUCAUUCAGACAUUGACUGAGGCUUGCAGGAGUAAUGCUGAGGAUGAUGAGGCAAUGAGAGCUAUUGACCUUUUAUAUGAUACUGCCUUGAUUUCCAGUGGUUUCACUCCUGAGAGCCCGUCGCAUUUUGGGGGAAAGAUUUAUGAGAUGAUGAACAUGGCCUUAUCAAACAAAUGGAAGCUUCCGGAAACACAAGAGGCUGAAGUAGUAGUGUCUGAACCACAACAGACGUUGGAAGCAGAGGUGGUUGAACCUGUUCAGACAACUUCUCAGAAAUGAGUUGGUUGAAAUCAAUUGGGACUACUCUAUUUUUUUUUUUCUUUCUAGUGUUUGAAAGCGAUAAGAAAUUACGAAUAUGUAGUGAUACUUUUUACCAGAGUGAGUCAUGGAUUUUGGUUAAACUUUCAAUGAGCUACACAUUUUUUGGGAGUAUUUCACAAGGUGAUUUCCGACGUACUUAUUUAA
Molecule: messenger RNA, 2708 nt
Organism: Lactuca sativa (garden lettuce)
Lineage: Eukaryota; Viridiplantae; Streptophyta; Magnoliopsida; Asterales; Asteraceae
Gene: HSP89.1
Product: HEAT SHOCK PROTEIN 89.1
Biological process (GO): protein folding
Molecular function (GO): ATP hydrolysis activity; ATP binding; ATP-dependent protein folding chaperone
Source: RefSeq, a predicted model, not a curated record